UUUAUGUGUGCGGUGGGAAACUACUCCGUGACAUCACCGAAAAGUCCUGAUAACCCGCGUCCUCUCAAUGUUUUCAAUCACUUGAAAGCCAGAUGGCAAAGUCUCUGCAAACUACCUGACGAACUCAGCACACAUGGCUGUUCUAUGUGUGUCGUACACAACUCCUUGGUCAUCAUAGGCGGAUAUACAAACGCACAGAGGGAAAGUGUACAAAGGGAGGCCUUUGUUUAUGACCCCCUAUUCAACACAUGGUCGACUUUCCCGCCUCUUUCAACGCCGAGAGCUUUGUUAGGGUUGGCUGUGGUGGAGGAGCAUGACGUCAUCUAUGCAAUAGGUGGCUCUAUUGUGAAGAUGGACCUCAGUGGACAUCCGUUCCCAGAACCGCUAGCCUGUGUAGAAGUGUGCGACCUGAGAAUGGGAACAUGGAGGGAGGGACCCAGGCUGCCCAAACCCAUCGUCAGAUCGAACGCCGUCACGUGCAACAACACGGUUUACACGAACAUCUCCUCACCGCAAAGUGACGUCAUCUACAGUCUUUCAACGGAGAAAUACAAGUGGGAGAGACUGACCGUCGUUCCCAGGAUAAGGUUCGUCACCUCCAUGACGUCAUGGGGAGAGAAGCUGUUUGUGAUUGGUCAGAGAGCACAUGAUUUCGAGGUUGACCCGAUGUGCUUUGACCUUGGAUCUGAGGAAUGGACGACGCUAUUGUAUCGUCUGCAUGUCCCCCAGCCCCUCAGGGUUGAGGAAACGCCGUGUUUUGACGAUUUCACAAUAGUGUCAAAUGGCGGAGAGGGAAGUUAUCUGUAUAUUCUGACUCAACAUAUGACGCAUAGAUAUAACCUUGCUGAGGAAAAGUGGGAAGAUCUGGGUUUUCCUGGGUGUCCUGGGUCAGGGUCCUACAGGGUGGUGACCUUGCAUGUUCCAGUAUCAAAAAUGGCGCGCUUUCAGCACUGACAGUUUCAAUGGUUGGCGAUUAUUAGCUUCUUUAUAAGUUGUAUGUUACUCGCUGUGUAUUCCAUGGUCUGUAUUACUUGUAAGAAUAAUUUUGAGGAACAUUUCAAGGUGUCACUUUGGGCAAACUCACGAAUUUUUCAGAUCAAUGAAGCAUGCUAUUGCCAAUUAUUGGCAGAGGUUCCUCAUUUACAUGUAUCUCCAGUCAUACCACAAUUGUUCUUCAGUAUCACAUGAAUAACACCGUUAAGUUGAUAGCCACCAAAUAUGACGUAGAUUUGGCGUCUUAUGUUACAAAUAGGCAAACAGUUAUCCCUCUUCCGAAGGGCAUUAAGGUUUAAUUGAUUAGGCUUUAUUGUAAUCUAAAUAAUUGUAAACGAACCAACUGGAUCAUACAUUUAUAUGAUGUAAGGUGCCUAUAGAAUAGGACACUUUGGCGUUUUUUUAAGAUUACACACUAGCUAACGUUAAAUCAUUUUGUAGGGAAAUGAAGACAGGAGAUAGUUUGUCACGGAGGUCCAACUUUAUUCUAAAAGCCUGUAAGUAAGCAGCCAUCAAAAGCACAAAGUAUUAAUCAUUCGAAGUGGUGAUACGAGCUUCCAUACAUGACAUCAACUCCUGACAGAUAACGGUCUUAUGAUCAGUUGUCUGGUCAAUAUAACUGUAACAGUCGGUGUUGAUAUCCUAGAAAAUCAUAGGGAAUCCGUUGCGAUAUUACAAUGAUGUGUGAUAGAAUAGUAUUUGUCUCUUGAGUAUAUGUAUACAGAGGUUUAGUCCCUCAAUAAUCUCCAUUCGCUGUUGAU
Molecule: messenger RNA, 1754 nt
Organism: Branchiostoma floridae (Florida lancelet)
Lineage: Eukaryota; Metazoa; Chordata; Leptocardii; Amphioxiformes; Branchiostomatidae
Product: kelch repeat and BTB domain-containing protein 13-like
Exons: 3
Coding region: 4-954 (316 amino acids)
Molecular function (GO): protein binding
Source: RefSeq, a predicted model, not a curated record